AUGGGUAAUGUAAACUCACUUUUCACCACAAAUCCAUCAGAAAUUUUACCGGUCGAAGUGUAUCUUAACGAUUUGUCAUGUGAUGCUGUGGAAAAUCUUGGAAGCACCCGAUUCAUGAAAGUAGCUCGUGGAAGAACACAUGAAGGUGUCUUCGUUUACAAAGUAUUUGUUCGACAAGAUUUGGCCUCUCUGGAUCCGUUUCCACAGCGAAUCAUAGAUAUCCGGAAAGCUCUUAUGAAGAGUCCUAAUUGCUGUCCUAUCAAGAAAGUUCUUGUUAAACAGAAAUAUGCUGUAAUGGUCAGAGCCUUCCAAAAGCACACACUUUUCGAUCGGAUGAGCACGAGACCGUUUGUUGUAGAAGCAGAAAAGAUGUGGUACAUCUUCCUGCUCUUCAAAGCACUAUCCCAAUGCGAAACAGCUGGAGUAUGUCAUGGAGACCUCAAAUCUCAAAAUGUGCUCAUUUCCUCUACAAAUUGGCUUCAAGUCACAGAUUUUGCUCCAUUCAAACCCUGUUUCCUGACACACGACAACCCAUCGUCGUUCACCUUUUUCUUCGAUACCAGCCGUCGUCAAAGUUGUUAUAUUGCACCUGAAAGAUUUAUUUCGGCGACGGAAUACGAGGAAAAACUGAAAAAUGGACAGGAAGAGUGGCUUUUUGGCUCUCUGACACCCAAAAUGGACAUGUUCUCAGCGGGGUGCAUCGUUUUCGAGCUGCUCUGCGAUCGUCCUCCCUUCACUUAUAGCUCACUUUGUGAAUAUAGAUCUAUGAAUGAUAGUGAUGCUGCUAAUAUGUUGUUAAGACUGAUCCAAGAUGUUCCGUUGGCCUAUCGACCUCUACUCCGACUACUUUUGAAUCGAGAUCCCACUUUCAGAAUAUCAGCAAACGCAGUGCUCACCGGAGCUGCUCUGAAAUUCCCGAACAUUUUGGAAAGCUUCCUGUUUCGUUAUCUCGAUCGUUUCCGACCGCUCUAUGGUGCCUCAACGUCUCAAGAUUCGACGACUGAUGAUUUCAGCCAAGCUCUUGAAUUUUCGUAUCUGGAGCCAGAUGAUGUUAUUAGCAAAUUAAAACGAGAGAAGCAGUUAUGGUGGGCGAGACUAUCAGAAAGUGAUGAGUCAAAGUCUUUCGCUUUUCUCUUCGUUUCGUUGAUCACAGCCAAUCUCAGAGCGUUGAGAACGAUUCAAGCAAAAACUGAUGCCAUCAGAAUGCUGGUUGAGCUCUCAUCAAUUUCCGAUUCAAGUGUUGCAAUAGAUCGGAUACUUCCAUACUUUACAUAUCUUUGGUCUGACCCAGAAACCCAGGUCCGUGCGACUGCUGUGACUGCUGUUGCUGAACUUCUCGCUCCGAUUAAGCCGAAAACUUUCGAAGAAUCGCUGGUCUUUGUUGAUUUUCUUUUCCCUCUCCUGAAUUCCAUGUCGAACGACUCUGUUGACUGUCCCCAGCACGUGCUAUUUGCCAUUGCUACGUCCCUUGGGCAAUUUGCUGACACCGCUUACAGAUUUUAUACAGUCGGUCGAGAAAUUCGACAAGCCACACCGUACGAUGACGAGGUUUCAACAACUGGUGAUCUACAACAAAAUGAUGAUGCCGGCGCUUUGCUUCACGGAGUUUCUGCAAUGUUUUCAGCACUAUGUAGUAAAGAUCCAAUGGUGAAGAGGUGUUUGGUCGAGAGCAAAUCACUCAUCUUGCUCUAUCAUUUCUUUUUAAAAAUAGGAAACGAUGAUACACUUCUCCGAUUUUUGUGUACAUUUUUAAAUGCGAAAACAGAAUGGAGAUUGCGAGCGGCUUUCUUCGAUUCUCUACCUGUUUGUGUGCAGAAGCGAAGUGAAGGAAUGGUUCCACUCUUACAGUUGGCUAGGCUUCAAGAUGGCGAGGAGCAUGUUAUCACUCGAGCUCUUGGAUGUAUUCAUAUACUGAUUAAGAACGAAAAUUUGGAUCGAUUAUCAGUCAAAAAGUUACUCGAUGAUGUGCUACCGUUUUUAGUACAUCCGAAUGAUUGGGUACGAUCCGCUGUCUGCGACAUUCUCCUGGCCAUCAACUCCCAAUGGCACAAAGCCGAAAUUCAUGUAAAACUGAUUCCUCUCGUCAGUCCGUUUAUUGAAGAAUCCAAAAGACGGAUAUUGACUCUGCAAAGCAAAUCAGUUCUAAUGAGUCAGCUCAUCGACCCGAUUCCCCGUGUCACAUUCAAUCAAAUUAUAGAACUAAGUUUGGAUAAUACAACGGCUUUGACUACGCUUCUAGAAUUACACUACACAAUGGGUAAACCGUUCGAAGCUGGCUCAUGGUUCAAUCCUAUUUUCCCGAAAAUCAAGACGGAAAACAUUGCGGGAGUUGUGGAGCAUAAUGAUUUGAAGGCGGCCCUGGAAACAAGAAAACGGUUGAUAUGGGCGGUUCAUGUAUUCAGAAAACUUUUCGAGAGGAUGGCAGAGACCAGAAAUACCGCUGGGAUGGAAACCUACCUCACCCGUCAAGUCGGAACUAUUGAUCUCUCCGCGCUUGCUCACAGUCGUGUCCGUCGAAAAGAAUUCACAUAUGGAGAUGAUUCUGCGAUAACUGGAAAUGUCAAACCUACAACUGUAAUCAACAUUCCCAACAGUUCAAACAAACGACGUGAUACUCUCAUGUUGAGUGGAGAAGUGGUUUAUGAAGAGGAGGAACGAAUUGUAACAAACACCCCAACACCGUACCAUUCGGUCAAAAGCUCUACAUUCGACAACACGGUAAAUGAAAUGCUUGCUCAUCUCAACGACGUUCACAUGAAGAAUGUGAAUAGUCGCCCCAAAAGACCCCUUGUUGCCAGUGCGAGUCAUCCAGUUCUAAGUGCUUCUGCAUCUGGAGGCUCGCUCGGUGGAUCGUCGAAUAAUGUGAAAGGAACAAUUAUCACUCAUCUUCACGAGCACUCUGGAAAAGUUACGAAACUCUCUGCCAACCGGGAGUGUGACUUCUUCCUAAGUGGAUCUGCAGAUGGUACUGUGAAAGUAUGGAAGACUCGGGCGGUUCUAGGAGAGGGAUAUGGUGCGGCGAGAAGUGAAGAUACAUGGCUUCCGAAUGAACUAAAACGGGAGUGUGUGAAUUCUGUCGGAUGGAACGAUCAGUACCCGUGUGCCGCUUCCAACGAUGGAUAUGUUCGAUGGGCGGAUCUCGGGCAAGGUAAGGCUCGCAUUAUCACACAAGUUCGGAUACCGGAAGCAGAAGGAGCACCAGUGUAUCUUCAUUGUAACGGUCCGAUGACAGUUGUUAGAACUCAUCACGGAGCACUGUAUGGAAUCGAUCUGAGAGUCGGAGCAUCGGAAGGGCCACUGAAACGACAUGACAUUUGGAGGAAAAAGUUUCAGGAGACACAUGGACUCAUCACCUGUUCUGCAAUCGAUCCAUGGCAACAGAGUUGGAUGGUUCUUGGAAAUAAUUCGAGUCAACGAAACUUAAUGCUCUAUGAUCUCCGCUUCCGUGAGGAGGUUCUUCGUUGGGAGUCCCCUCAUAUCAAUGUACAACCACAUGCAGUAUGGACGAAUCCAGUAUCUCGACAGGAUAGUCCUGAAGUUCUUGUUGGAUUCACAAUGCAAGGAGAAGUGAGCUCAUAUGAAUUGGGAGCGCAACCACUACGAAAGAAGGUGUUCUGGACUGGAGGAGCACCGAUUCUAACCUAUAGUGCUGUCGAUCCACGGAAACAAGAAACACUGGUCACUCGUGCUCUUUGUGUCUGCGAGAAAACUGGUGUCGUGUAUACCGGAGAUACACGUGGAGCCAUUCGAAAAUGGAAUCCAUCGAGAGCAAUCGGCUGCGAAAUUUUGUCCUCGCCACCUAAAGGACGGUCUGCGUAUCGUACGAUUUUCGAGGAGAAUGAUAUUGCCAACACACCUUCAGGAUCAUCCACAGAUCCAUUGGUGAUUUACGAGAGGAAUGUGUUGGAUACGGAGGCGAAGGAAAACCAGAAAGUGGUUCCUUUAGAUUCCAAGCCAUCAACCUAUCACCGCACUCCAAUCACUGAUAUGACGCUGCUGAACUCUGAGCUUCUGGUAUCUGCUGGUUACGACGGUGUCAUCAAAAUCUGGAAAUAA
Messenger RNA from Caenorhabditis briggsae, 4056 nucleotides. Gene Ontology annotation, biological process: protein targeting to vacuole; autophagy of peroxisome; late endosome to vacuole transport. Lineage: Eukaryota; Metazoa; Nematoda; Chromadorea; Rhabditida; Rhabditidae. The record is from RefSeq and is a predicted model, not a curated record. Gene Ontology annotation, molecular function: protein serine/threonine kinase activity; protein binding; ATP binding. Gene Ontology annotation, cellular component: nucleus-vacuole junction; late endosome; phosphatidylinositol 3-kinase complex, class III, type II.